Metopolophium dirhodum (rose-grain aphid) is the source of this 2038-nucleotide messenger RNA. RefSeq lists its product as uncharacterized. Bases 452 to 1381 code for a protein of 309 amino acids. Gene Ontology annotation, biological process: central nervous system formation; regulation of Toll signaling pathway; innate immune response. The transcript has 7 exons. Gene Ontology annotation, cellular component: extracellular region. Gene Ontology annotation, molecular function: Toll binding; growth factor activity. Lineage: Eukaryota; Metazoa; Arthropoda; Insecta; Hemiptera; Aphididae. The record is from RefSeq and is a predicted model, not a curated record.
GCCGUAUCCAGGGGGUGGGCUUUUGGGCUUAAGCCCCCCCCGAAAUCUCAGGAAAAAUAUUUUUUUAGUAAUGCGUUAUGCGUAAUGGGUUCAUAUCACAGAACAAUAUCAUAUUAUCGUUCAUGUCAUAGUAAUAAUGUUGACGACCUUUUAGUAUAUUAUGGUUGUGGUGACGCGGUAGUCUUAUCACCACGUCUUACUCACUCCGCUCGCGUUACCGCGCUAUACGCGCCCCAUGAUAAUAUAUUGAUAACAAUAAUCUUAUUCGUGAUAUCACAAAUUGUUUUAUAAUAUAAUCUGUGGUGAUACGUGGUGAUACCAUCAUAAAAUAAUGCAAUACUCCAAUAUACCUACUAUCAUUAAUUAUCAACAUCAAUUUGUGGCUUUUUGCUUUUUAGUUUUUACUUUAUAUUAUAUUUAGUGAAGUGUGUCAGUUUUAUUAGUUUAUAAAAUGAAUGAAAACGAAAAUGAACCUAAGAGAAAAAAAACCAAAACAUUGUAUUCAUACUUUAGUUCAAAUGUAACUACUUCUGCAAAUAUUUGCAUCAAUGAACAGUUUCAGUGGCACAAUUCCACAGCACAACACACUUAUAUAUUACACAGAUACAAUAUUUCUCAAUGGUAUCCUACAAAGGAUUAUCCCGAAAUAACAAGUUCCGUUAAUCAAGAUAAUAGAACUACAUCGACGACUUUAAGUUAUAAGGAAGAUCAAAAAAAUGAUUCUGUUACUGGUAUUAAAAAUAUGAGAGCUGAUAUAGUUUUACCAACAGUUAAUUUGACAAAUUCUUCAUCAAUUGUUUUUCCGAAUUCGACUGAUGAGAAAACUAAAAUCAAUACAUUUAUACCUGAAAACACCGUUAUUGAGAAAUGCUCAUUGAAUGAAACUUUUUGCAUCAAAGUUGAAAAUUAUCCAAGAGAAGAUUUAUACAAGAUUUUUAGAACCAGCAAAUUUGCGUCAACUUCUUAUCAUUAUGUAGAUGCCAAGGAUGAGGUAAAUGAUUUUGAAACAAGAAUAUUAUCAGAUGUUGGACUUCAAUCAUUCUGUCAGUCAAGAACAGAAGUUAUAUAUCCAGAAGCCGGUCUUACGUCAAAAAACGAAUGGCGCUAUAUUGUACAAGCUCCAGCAAUUAAUGGCAGUGAAAUUUUCAUUAAACAAGGAAUUCUAGUGGAGAAAUGCAUACAUCUUGGAGAUCCAUGCCGAUUUGAUGAUACUUUACCAAAUGGAUACGUCUCAAGAUGUGUACAAAAAUAUAUCUACAAAAGAUUAAUGUCCAUUGAAGGUUCAUAUCAAUUUUACUAUGAUUAUUUUAGAUUUCCAUCUUGUUGUCAGUGUAUGUAUAGUAUAAAUGAAGAUAUGUUAACAAGAAGAGGUGGAGAUUAAGAAAACCGAAGAUUUUUUCAUAAACAAACUGUAAUUUUAAAAAGAAACAAAAAGUGUCUUACGAGACAAAUUAAAAAAAAUAAGAUAGUUAAACAAAAAUACAAGUAUACCUUUAUAUUAAUAUGUUUUUAACCAAACGUUACAAUUGUGUACUCUUUAUUAAAUAUUUUGUUUAUAAAAUAUUAAGAUAAUUAUAAUUUAGUAUAAUAAUAUAAUAAAUAUAAUCAAUGAAUUUCAAAUAUCUAAAACUAACAAAAUAUUUUGAAAAUUAUGUUAUUUUUAUAGUUAAGUAAAUACAUAGGUAUUAAGUACUAGGUAUUAUGGAUAUUUUGUAAACAUUUUAAGUUUCUGCGGUCUUUCAUUUUUUAACUAUACCAACUGCAACAAAAUAAAAUAGAUUUUGUCAUAACUGGUUUUGCGUAAAAUUUCCAGUUUUCCCCUAAUUGUUUUUUGUUUUGCCUAAUUAUUAUAAGUGCUAGGAAUUCCUAACUUUUUACUCCCAUAAAUUACUAACUUCAUCCUCUUUGCUACUAGAAAAUAUAUAUAUUGUAGUUGAAGAUUGAAGCAUUUUAUCAGCCAAUAAGCGAUGACAUACCUACAUAAAUAAACCUCACUAUAAAACAAUAUUACAUUCAUACUUCCCAUUAGUUACCAUUG